AUGACGAGUGAAGGCCACAUGACGAGUGGUGGCCACAUGACUAGUGGUGGCCACAUGACUAGUGGUGGCCACAUGGUGUGUGGUGGCCACAUGACUAGUAGUGGCCACAUGGUGUGUGGUGGCCACAUGACGAGUGGUGGCCACAUGACGAGUGGUGGCCACAUGGUGUGUGGUGGCCACAUGACGAGUGGUGGCCACAUGGUGUGUGGUGGCCACAUGACGAGUGGUGGCCACAUGGUGUGUGGUGGCCACAUGACGAGUGGUGGCCACAUGACUAGUGGUGGCCACAUGACGAGUGGUGGCCACAUGACGAGUGAUGGCCACAUGACGAGUGGUGGCCACAUGACGAGUGGUGGCCACAUGACGAGUGGUGGCCACAUGACGAGUGGUGGCCACAUGACGAGUGAUGGCCACAUGACGAGUGGUGGCCACAUGACGAGUGAUGGCCACAUGACGAGUGAUGGCCACAUGACGAGUGGUGGCCACAUGACGAGUGGUGGCCACAUGACGAGUGAUGGCCACAUGACGAGUGGUGGCCACAUGACGAGUGGUGGCCACAUGACGAGUGGUGGCCACAUGACGAGUGGUGGCCACAUGACGAGUGGUGGCUACAUGACGAGUGGUGGCCACAUGACGAGUGGUGGCCACAUGGUGUGUGGUGGCCACAUGACGAGUGGUGGCCACACGAAGAGUGGUGGCCACAUGACGAGUGGUGGCCACAUGGUGUGUGGUGGCCACAUGGUGUGUGGUGGCCACAUGACGAGUGGUGACCACAUGAUGAGUGGUGGCCACAUGACGAGUGGUGGCCACAUGACGAGUGGUGGCCACAUGACGAGUGGUAGCCACACGACGAGUGGUGGCCACACGACGAGUGGUAGCCACACGACGAGGGGUGGCCACACGACGAGUGGUAGCCACACGACGAGUGGUAGCCACACGACGAGUGGUGGCCACACGACGAGUGGUAGCCACACGACGAGUGGUAGCCACACGACGAGUGGUAGCCACAUGACGAGUGAAGGCCACAUGACGAGUGAAGGCCACAUGACGAGUGAAGGCCACAUGACGAGUGAAGGCCACAUGACGAGUGGUGGCCACACGACGAGUGGUGGCCACACGACGAGUGGUGGCCACACGACGAGUGGUGGCCACACGACGAGUGGUGGCCACACGACGAGUGGUGGCCACACGACGAGUGGUGGCCACACGACGAGUGGUAGCCACACGACGAGUGGUAGCCACACGACGAUUGGUAGCCACACGACGAGUGGUAGCCACACGACGAGUGGUGGCCACACGACGAGUGGUAGCCACACGACGAGUGGUAGCCACACGACGAGUGGUAGCCACACGACGAGUGGUGGCCACACGACGAGUGGUAGCCACACGACGAGUGGUGGCCACAUGACGAGUGGUAGCCACAUGACGAGUGAUGGCCACAUGACGAGUGAAGGCCACAUGACGAGUGAAGGCCACAUGACGAGUGAAGGCCACAUGACGAGUGAUGGCCACAUGACGAGUGGUGGCCACACGACGAGUGAUGGCGUCACAACUACCAACUCGUAUAACUACCACCAAGUGGAACAGAAACACUAA
Molecule: messenger RNA, 1596 nt
Organism: Procambarus clarkii (red swamp crayfish)
Lineage: Eukaryota; Metazoa; Arthropoda; Malacostraca; Decapoda; Cambaridae
Source: RefSeq, a predicted model, not a curated record